Ictalurus furcatus (blue catfish) is the source of this 4937-nucleotide messenger RNA. RefSeq names its product AE binding protein 1b (gene aebp1b). The transcript has 22 exons. NCBI's taxonomy places the organism in Eukaryota, Metazoa, Chordata, Actinopteri, Siluriformes, Ictaluridae. The coding region runs from base 96 to 3929 and encodes 1277 amino acids. Gene Ontology annotation, biological process: proteolysis; negative regulation of transcription by RNA polymerase II. The record is from RefSeq and is a predicted model, not a curated record. Gene Ontology annotation, molecular function: metallocarboxypeptidase activity; zinc ion binding; DNA-binding transcription repressor activity, RNA polymerase II-specific.
CCCCUCUCACUCACUCCCCUCUCUCUCGACGUCCUCGGUGGAGAGCAGUGCGUGUACAGCAGUGUGUGUGUGUGUGUGUAUCAGUGAGGAGCACCAUGCCGACACACACAGCCCGGGCCACUCUCUCUCUCAUCGCCGUGUUCCUUCUGCUGGACGCCAACAAAGUCAGAGGAUCCGUAAUCGGAGAAAGACAGAGGGAUGAGGAGGAGAGGCACAAUGACACCGCAACAGCCCCUCUACAGGUCAUGGUAAUCCCCUCACAUGUACAGAUCCAGGCAGGACAGAGGAAACGCGUCCUGUGCAGAGCGACGGGGAACGCCGAGAGCGUCGUCUGGAUCGGCCCCGACGGAGAGAGCGUCUCGGAAAACGACAAGAACAUCAAAGCGCACAGACACGAUGAGUCCACCAGCUCGCUCGUCAUCAUCUCGGCUCAGGUGGAGGACGCCGGCGUGUACGCGUGCGUGGCCGAAAACACGCACACGCACGCCACGGCGCAGGCCGAGCUCAACCUGGAGGUCGUGUUGAAGCGAGCCCGCAGAAAAGCGAAAGAGGAACGAGGGAAAAGACAGAAAGAACCCAAACCCACAAAGAAACCCAAGGGUGUGAAAACCACCAAGAAGCCCAAGACUGAGAAGAAAGACAAGAAGAAGAAAGGGAAGAAGAAUAAAGAGGUUACCACUUUACCUCCCACUACCACCACCACCACCACCGAACCGCCCACCACUGAACCGCCCACCACCGAACCGCCCAUGACCACCCUUCCUCCAAUCGAUUACGACGACGAGUUUGUGGAUCCUUUUCCAGAUGACUACUGGGACGAAGCGUACGUGACCGAGGAAACCAAAACCACCACAGUACCCCCUGAUUCCCCAACACAGAAACCUACAGACGAUCGUGAAGUCUUCCCAACAGAUGACUAUUCGCAGCCUGACCUCGACCCCGAUGAUGACUACUGGAAGGUUGAUGAUCCUGAACCCACACUCCCAGUGAUUGGCGGCAAAGGCAAAGAAGAAGAUGAUUAUUGGGACCCUACAUUCGAGGUGCCAGAAAACAUACCGUUCCCAGACGGUAAAGAGAUCAACCCGACUGACCGUGACUGGAGUUACACCAUUACAGAGGAGCCCACGGUCGCAACGUAUGAAAACAAGUGGUACGAGGAGUAUGACUAUGAGCACGAGAAGAAAAAGGACGACGAGCAGGAGAGACUGGAGAGAGAGAGGGAGAGAGAGUGGAAGGAGAAGGAGGAGAGGGAACGGGAGGAGAGAAGGAGGGAGGAGGAGGUGGAGGAGAGAGAACGCAGGAUCAAAAAACCUCCACGCAUCUACAGAGAGCCGAGACUAUGUCCUCCACUGGGACUGGAGUCUCAUCGCAUCGAAACCGACCAGCUGCAAACCUCCUCCAUGUAUCAACAUCGCUACGGCGCUCACAGAGCUCGCCUUAACAUCCAGGCGUCAGGAGACGAGUACGAUAUGAACGGAGGAGCGUGGUGCGCUAACCCCGAGGAGAAAGUCCACUGGAUCGAACUGGACACUCGCACACUCACCGAGUUCACCGGGGUCAUCACACAGGGCCGAGACGACCCCAUCGAAAACGAUUAUGUCACUACCUACUACGUGGCCUUCAGUAAUGACAGCAGGGAAUGGACUGUGCUCCAUGAUGGAUACUCGGAAUGGCUGUUCUUCGGGAACUCUGAUAAACACACCCCCGUGAUGUCUCAGUUCAUGGAGCCGGUGGUGGCGCGCUACAUCCGCAUCCUUCCCCAGAGCUGGAACGGCACCGCGUGCAUGAGGAUGGAGGUCUUGGGCUGCGCUGUGCCUGAUCCUCUCGUUGAGAACCAGAGGCAGAACGAGGUGACUCCGAGAGAUGACCUGGACUACACGUACCACAGUUACCUGGACAUGGAGAAGUUGAUGAAGUCCAUUUCAGACGAGUGUCCCAACAUCACCAGGUUGUACAGCUUGGGGAAGAGUUUCAAAGGCCUAGAUAUCUACGCCAUGGAGGUCACAGAUAAUCCCGGGAUCCAUGAGACGGGUGAGCCGGAGUUCCGCUACACAGCCGGUUACCACGGUAACGAGGCUCUGGGUCGAGAACUCCUGUUGAUGCUAAUGCAGUACCUCUGUAAGGAGUACAAAGACGGAAACCCCCGAGUGCGCACCCUGGUGGACGGAAUACGCAUUCACCUUGUACCCUCGGUCAACCCCGAUGGCCAUGUGACGGCUUUCGAGAAGGGGUCUGAGCUGGGCAGCUGGACGCUGGGCCACUGGACUGAGGAUGGACAUGACAUCUUCCAGAACUUUCCAGACCUCAACACUGUGUACUGGAAUGCAGAGGACAAAGGCAUGGUGCCCAAAUUGACUCCAAAUCACCAUGUGCCCAUUCCUGAUGGCUAUCUGGCUGAAAAUGGACCCCUAGGAGUGGAGACACGGGCCCUCAUCUCCUGGAUGGAAAGCCACCCAUUCGUCCUAGGAGCCAACUUGCAAGGCGGAGAAAGGAUGGUCACCUACCCCUUCGACAUGCGUCGCCUCACCAAAGAGUCUGAGGAGCAGGAGAAGAAGCUCAAUCCCAGGGCUUAUCGUCGCAAGCGCCAGUAUGAGGAAGAGGAAGAACCAGAAUCAAAUCCAUACCUCCACAUCGGGUACCAUCAAGAGAGCUAUGGUGACCACCAAGAAAGACACGGUUACCAUCAAGAGAACUAUGGCUACCACCAAGAAAAUUACGGAUACCAUCAAGAGAACCAAGAAUACCACCAUCAAGAAAACCAAGAAUACCACCAUCAAGAGAACCAAGAAUACCACCAUCAGGAGAACCAGGGGUACCAUCAUGAGGGUCACUCUGAAGGGUACCAUGAAGGAUAUCAGGAAGGAUACCAGGAAGGGCACCAAGAGGAAGGCUAUGACCAAGGGUAUGGACAGGCAGAACCAGAUGAGAUCAGGAUGGUUGAGGACCAGUCCUUGUUCCGCUGGUUGGCCAUAUCUUAUGCUUCUACUCACCGCACGAUGACCCAUACGUUCCGGGGUGGGUGUCAUACCGAGGACCCCACGGGUGGGAUUGGAAUUGUCAACCGUGCCAAAUGGAAGCCUAUUCCAGGAAGUAUGAACGAUUUCAGCUACCUACACACUAACUGUUUUGAGUUGUCCAUCUUCCUGGGCUGUGAUAAGUAUCCCCAUCAGAGUGAGCUCCAGAGAGAGUGGGAGUACAACAGAGAGGCUCUGCUCACACUCAUGGAUCAGGUGCACCGGGGGAUAAAGGGGGUUGUCCGGGACAAGGAAGGGAACCCCAUUGUAAAUGCCAGUAUCUCUGUUGAAGGAGUCAAUCAUGAUGUCACCACAGGUGAGGCCGGCGAUUACUGGCGCAUGCUGAAUCCUGGCGAGUAUGAGGUGACGGCAAAGGCCUACGGCCAUUCCUCCAUGAGCCGAAAGUGCGUGGUGGGUUUCGAACCAGGCGCCACCCUGUGCAACUUCGAACUGAACAAAUCCAACUGGGACCGCAUCAAAGAGAUCAUGGCUCUCCAUGGCAACAAACCCAUCCGACUGAUCAAUCCUGGAAAAGGCAGUCAGUAUACCUUCCGCGGCGACAGAAGGAUCAGCAACCAGAUUCCUAAUGGUAACAGUGGACAUACUGACCGAGCCCGUCUGCGACUCUUAAGGCUCAGGAAGCUUCGUCGGUUGCGGCAACAGCGGCUGCUGGCCAGGAUGUCAACUACACCAAGCGUGACGACAACACUGCCACCAACGACCGCAGAACCCACCACCACCACCACCACCACCACCACCAGCCCCACCACAACCAACAGUGUUCCUCCAGGCACAGAGUACUUCACACCAUGGUAUGACUCAUGGCAGCCGGAGGAGGAAAACUCCACCCAACCAGAGUUCGAGAUCACAGACUCGUUGGAUUACGACUAUAACUUCAAGAUCGAUGAUUACUGAGACAGUCCAAGGGUCAUGGAUGAGUCUUACAGAAUGCAGAGUGCUACUUCCUCCUUCUUCUGCAGAUUCAACCAGCACGGACAAGCGCUCAUGGAAAGUUCUUGAACCAUCAGAUAACGGGUUCUGAAGGAAGUACUUACGGAAGGGUUUCGUAAUCCGAGCGCUCUACCUAGAACUUACUUUAUUUUAACUAACACCAUUCAACAUGCAAACAGGACUCUCUGGAUCAGCACGGUUGGACUUUAUGGAAAGUUUGAUCAGCCAGUUGCAAACCUGAUCAUGUGACACAACGACAGUCUCCUUUUUACUUACUUGGUAGUGCUUGGCAUAAAAAAACACAACUUUAACCUGCACAAUUUAUUUGUUAAGCCUGAUUUAACCAACUAUCUAAACAAACACCACAUUAGCUACACUUGCUAGGUGUCUACAGUCCUGCUUUCUAGCGAACUGUGCAGUGUGUGAGGUCACAUGAUCAGGUUGACGCGCAAAUCUGACUGAGCAAAUUUAACGUAAGCUCCGCCCCUUUCUGACCAAGAGACAGCCGUCACAAUAUAAACUCGUCUACGCUGUUUUUGUUAGUUUUAAAUAAUGCAUUUUAACUGUAAACAUUUUGCAUUAGAUAACUGACAGAAUAAAGCUAGUUGCUGUUGGCGUACAUGAAGCUGUACUCGUCAGUGGGCUACAGCGUUUGUUUUUCGAAUGCAAUAACAGGUUACAGAUGUGUUCGUUAACAGCUCCUCUGCAGCCUGCCACAUAUUUAAUUUUUUUCCCUUCUUGCAAUUACACUGGGCUCUAACUUCAGAAACUUCCCCGACCCGCACGCUUCCCACAGAGCCAAAACUGAACAUUUAUACAAAAAAGUGACUUUAUUUACACUUCUUUCACACAAGUAAGCAACUCUGUCAGCACUGCACAUGUCUACAGGAGGCGUUUCUCUCAGAGAGACCUCGAGGUCGAAUGGACUUCUUGUUUCAUCCAAUAAAGGCUUGUUUAUGGAUUUUUUUUCAA